This is a messenger RNA of Drosophila busckii, 3558 nucleotides long. It is a transcript of the gene cdc14, whose product is annotated as dual specificity protein phosphatase CDC14A. Lineage: Eukaryota; Metazoa; Arthropoda; Insecta; Diptera; Drosophilidae. Gene Ontology annotation, molecular function: protein serine/threonine phosphatase activity; protein tyrosine/serine/threonine phosphatase activity. The record is from RefSeq and is a predicted model, not a curated record. Gene Ontology annotation, biological process: cilium assembly; regulation of exit from mitosis; protein dephosphorylation. Gene Ontology annotation, cellular component: kinociliary basal body; spindle pole; mitotic spindle.
AGUGGAGCAGUGAAGCUCUUCCAAAUCAGUCAAACGCAUUGAAUUCCGAGACGCAAGUGCUUUUUUGAUGUGAAAUCGUUACGAUAUUUAAAAACAUAAAAGGGAAACAGAAAAGCUCGCGCCGAGAACAUUGUUAACUAUACGGGUAAACGACUACAUUUUACAUAUUGAAUUUGAAAUAAAUGUAUGUAGUGUGACGUGUUGUGGAGCUAAAAAACAACGAAACGCAAAAAAAAAAAAAAAACAAAACAAAUUGUGUUAUGCAUAGAGUUUAAAAUUUGUAGUCAACAUUUUGUCGUGUCUAAAUUAACAGUUCCAUGGUGUGUGUGUAUGGCCGCUGCCGCUGCUGCCCCAUCCUGCUGUGCAUAACUAUAGACAAACAUUUCAACAUACAUAUUUAGUUGCCAAAACUAAACAUGAUGCUGGACGAUGACAACUCAGAUCUGCUGGUCUGCGCCACAGAAAUGCAAGCAGAUCGCUUGUAUUUUGGUUUUAAAAAGAACAUCAAGCCAAAGAAUACGGUCAAUACACAUUAUUUUAACAUCGAUGAUGAGUUUGUCUAUGAGAAUUUUUACAACGAUUUUGGGCCGCUUAACUUAUGCAUGCUAUAUAGAUACUGCAUGAAGCUCAACACCAAAUUGAGUGCCAAGAGUCACGCAAACAAGAAAAUCGUGCACUACACCUCCAUGAAUCCGGCGAAGCGCCUUAACGCAGCCUAUCUGAUUGGUUCGUAUGCAAUAAUCUAUUUGAACAAAACACCAGAGGAGGCCCACAAGCUGCUGGUCGCUGGCGAUAUACCGGCUUAUACGCGCUUCUGUGAUGCCAGCUAUGGGCCCAGCAAUUUCAAGAUCUCGCUGCUCGACUGCCUCAAUGCCAUACAUAAGGGCCUGCAGGCGGGCUUCUUCAGCUUCGAUGACUUUGAUGCAGAAGAGUACGAGUACUUUGAGCGUGUGGAGAACGGUGACUUCAACUGGAUAGUGCCGCAAAAGUUUAUCGCAUUCUGUGGGCCACAUCAGAAGUCGAAAACUCUGCCCAAUGGCUAUCCCUGCCAUGCGCCCGAGCGCUACUUUAGCUACUUUCGCGAUAAUCAUGUAACGACCGUGAUACGUUUGAAUGCUAAAGUCUAUCAUGCCUCGUCGUUUGAGAAUGCCGGCUUCGAUCAUCGGGAUCUGUUCUUUAUCGAUGGCAGCACGCCCAGCGAUGCGAUACUCAAGAAGUUCUUGUCCAUAUGCGAGACAACCAAGGGAGCCAUUGCGGUGCACUGCAAGGCGGGACUUGGGCGCACUGGCAGUCUCAUUGGUGCCUACAUAAUGAAGCACUAUGGCUUCAGUGCGCUGGAGGCCAUUGCCUGGCUGCGUCUAUGUCGCCCCGGCUCGGUAAUUGGACAUCAGCAGCAAUGGAUGGAGGACAAGCAGAACUGGUUAUGGGCAGAGGGUGAACGCAUGCGGCGACGCUGCUCUUUGCCUAUGCUGCAGCAUAAGUACGGCAUUAACAGUCUGGAGCUAAAGACUAUGACGGCUGAGCGCCAGCAGCAGCUUCAACAGCAGCAACAGCAGCAACAAACAGUGGACAGCAACUUGCAGCAUGUGGAUUUGUUGUUGACACGCGUCAAGGGCAUCUCACAGCGCGUGGACACAAUGCAUUUGCAUGAUCAGGAUACGCUUGAUGGCACCGACGAGGAUCUAUCCGAGCAACAGCCGGAGCCAGAGUCGUAUUACCAAUCCACAGAUGAGGCCAAUUGCAAUGGCAGCGACAACGAUACGGAUACAGUUAGUGCGCCUGCCGAGCAGCCGCCAUCGUCCGCUUACAGCAUCUCUACGCGUAGGCGCAAGUCACCAGCGGGCGCCAAUAAGCCCACAGUCAUAGCCAGCUCCUUGCGCCGUUUGGUAAAUCCCAAUGCCGGCCGCAGUCAGCUGAGCUCAGCGGCAGGCGUGCUGGAGCCUGUGAGCAGCAGCUGCACAGAGAAGAAAUUACGCAAACCCAGCGCAAGUGUCUUUGAGGCAGCACGUCAUACCAUCGCCUCAUCGGUGCGCAUGACGCAAACGGCGCUGGAGAAGAAGCAGGCGCAAACGCAGGGCGAUAAACUCAAUCAGAUCAAAGCGUUGCGGCGUCAUCAUUCGCGCUCCAGCAACAGUGAAACUGAUGCAAAUCUUCGGCAUACGCGCGCUCGUUCUCAGCCCUUUCGGAAUAACAACAAUGUUGUGGCAUUGCCUUUAAAGACCAGCAGUGGCUUGGCCAGCAAUACAAGCACUAUGACCGCAGCACAGCACAUUAACAACAAUAAUAACAACAACAACAACAACAACAAUAAUAAUAGUAUUAAUAGCUCGCUGCAAAGCUUCAACAACAACAACAGCAGCAGCAGCAGCACUAAUAAUAACAACAACAACAAUAAUCUGCUGGCUAGUCGCACACGCAGUCUGGCCAUCUACAGCAAAAGAAUGGAAUUGAAACAUCUACGCAAAGCAGAGCAGCAGCUGGAACAGCAGCCCAAUGCGGCUGAUAAACAGUUGAAACCCUAUGCCACAAUCAGUGAGAGUAAAAUACCCAUUGGUAUUGGUGGCGCCGGCAGCUCGGCCACCAUACCGCCCAUACGCUCCCAUCAUCAUAUGACGCUGCGGGGUCGCUCGCGUAUACGCUACCAGCGGCCUGGUGAGCAGGCUGGCCAGUCUGGGCCAACGUCUCAGGCUUGUACAGUGGCAACGGCGCGUUAUUAUCGCGAUGCGUCUGCCUUACCCACUAGUAGUGCUUUGGGCUCUGGUGGUGCUGGUUGUUAUACUAUAGCUACGCGCUCCUCAUCCGCCACGCUUGAUCUUAACUCCAAUCCGCUGCCAACUUCAAAGAUACCCAAUUUGAACAACAAUCAUAGCAACAACUUGAGUAAUUCACUUUCUUCCACACCUCCCCUAGACACAAGCCGGCUUAGCAUGGCCAUCAAUGGCAACGGGCGUGCCAGCGCCGAGCUGCAGGCCAUACUGGAGCAUAACUUCAAUCUGGGCAGCAAACGGAACAAGCGCUCCCUCAGCUCCACCCGCAUCGAGAAGGACAAGUGUGAUGAGUACAAUACGAAGUUGCUGCGCAAGACGAGUGUAGUGGCCGCUGCAGCAGCCGCUGCGGCAGCUGCAGCAACAGCAGCAACUGCCAGCCAUUUGAUGAAUAAAAACAACAACAACAACAACAGCGGCAGCAGCAGUAAAUAUAGCAGCAAUUGUGGCACGCCUACAACGAGUCUGGGAGGCGGCAGUCUGCGCCAAUCGCGCCGCAUACUCGCCGAAUCCGCAUCUUCAGCUUCCACAUCGGCCUCCAAUUCGGGCAUACCCACACCCACGGCACUUCCAGCAACAACAACAACAACAACAACAACAGCAGCAGCACACUGGCAGCCACGUGGUCUGAGUCGUCUCAGCGCAGUCGAACGCGAUCCACAGCAGCAGCAUCAGCAGCCACAUCAUCUAAAGCUGCGCAAGAAGAUUAGCUACUAAGGCUGGCUGCAACAGUUAUUGCUGCCAUAUAGUAUAUAUAUAUUUUGUAAACAAAUUAUAAUAAUUUUAUUAGUAA